This is a messenger RNA of Branchiostoma floridae (Florida lancelet), 2265 nucleotides long. Its product is annotated as dipeptidyl peptidase 1-like. The transcript has 8 exons. The record is from RefSeq and is a predicted model, not a curated record. Gene Ontology annotation, cellular component: lysosome. Lineage: Eukaryota; Metazoa; Chordata; Leptocardii; Amphioxiformes; Branchiostomatidae. The coding region runs from base 399 to 1769 and encodes 456 amino acids. Gene Ontology annotation, molecular function: cysteine-type endopeptidase activity.
UUUACAAUUGGGGUAAAUACCAUUCUUACCGGUCCAGAUAUUGCUGCAUUCUUGCUAUGAAGGACAACCGUUAAAUUUGAAAAGGUAACCUUUAGGAUUGUAGAUUCAUAGAACCUAAGCCAGACCUAAGCCAGGCGUUACGUAGGGUAGUAGCUUUCAUUCGUAUUUAGGACUGGUGUGUUUGAAGUGCCUCUCCCAAAAAACGACGUUACCGUUAAAUUUUGAAAGGUGACCGUUAGGUUUGAAAUUUAACGGACCUUCUCCGGGUACAACGCCUUCGUACGUAUAUCGGAGCUGUUUUCGACUCUUUUCCAUCAGUAGCCGUUUAAUUUUGAAAGUCAACCGUUAGAUUUGAAAUUUAACGGACCUUCUAUCAGCAUAACGUCGGGGAGUUCGCCAUGACAGCGGUCCUGAUGCUCGUGAUGUUGUCCGGCCUACGGGCGACCUUGGCCGACACACCGGCCAACUGUUCGUGGGGACAAGUCGCUGGAGUUUGGGAGUUUCACAUUGGACCGGGUGGUUACGAUAGCCGUCUGAGGUGCAGCUCCUUCACUGCAGUUGAGAGCUUUAAGUUGAGCCUCCUGUUCCCGGAUGUUGUGCUAGACAAGGAUGGCAACAAGGGCUUCUGGACCAUGAUCUACAACCAGGGCUUCGAGGUGGUCAUCAACCAGAGGAAAUACUUCGCCUUCUCAUCAUACACGAAAGAAGAUGACGUGGUGACGAGUUUCUGCAACUCCACGUUCGCAGGAUGGUCACAUGACACUCUGGGGAAAGACUGGGCCUGUUACUAUGGUAUCCAGUUUUCUCAAAGUGUCCCGGAUGUAGAUCCUGUCACAACUCGACGAGUGCAUAGGGAUGAUUUUGACGGGACGUUUAGGAACAACCCAGACUUUAUAAAAGGAAUAAAUAGUGUGCAAAGGUCAUGGAAGGCCGUGACCUACCCAGAAUACCACGGGAUGAAGAUUUCCAACAUGGCGAUGAUGGCAGGUGGUCCGUCCUCCACACAGAGCUUCCCCCUACCGGCGACCAUGGACAAAGCAACGAGAGAAGCCAUCAAACAUCUCCCGAAGAAUUUUGACUGGCGCAACAUCGAUGGACAAGAUUAUGUCUCGGCUGUCAAAGACCAGGGCAACGUAUGCGGCAGCUGCUACGCACAGGCAACGGCAAUCGCGUUGGAGUCCCGCCUCAGGAUCAUGACCAACAACACUCUCAUGACCACAAUGUCACCUCAGGACGUAGUGAGCUGUAGCGACUACUCGCAAGGCUGCAAAGGGGGUUUUCCGUACCUCACAUCCAAAUACGCCCAAGACUUCGGCAUGGUCGAGGAGCGGUGUAACCCCUACCACGGACACGACACAGCCUGCAGGCCGUAUCCGGCUGACUGUAGGAGAUACUACGUUGCAGACUACCAAUACAUCGGAGGCUAUUAUGGUGCGUGUAACGAAGGACUGAUGAUGUUGGACCUGGUAAAGAAUGGACCAAUCCCCGUCAGUUUCCAGGUGUAUGACGACUUCCGGCAGUACCAUAAUGGAAUAUACCACCACACAGGCUUGAAAGACGGCUGGAACCCAUGGAAAGUCACCGACCACGUGGUCACCAUAGUCGGCUACGGAAUCGACCCAAGUUCGGACGAGAAGUACUGGAUAGCCCAGAACACGUGGGGUACGGACUGGGGUGAGCUGGGAUACUUCAAAAUCCGCAGGGGAACCAACGAGGUCAACAUUGAGUCCAUCGCAGUGACCAUGACUCCCAUUGUGCCUAAUCCGUAAACAUUUUACCUAGUUUAAACUGUGCAUGUGACGUGGCAAUGUCGGUGGUUUGCUACUUUUUGAUUGACAAAUAACGUUUACCUGUACAUGUUAGCGUUUAAAUAUAUUGUAUCUCUUGCUUGGCAAGCUGCCAAUUGCUAGCAUGCUAUUGAUCACUUCCCUUUUCAUCAAACCGAUUGGUAACAAGCUACACCCAACGACCUGUUCGGGUGUAGCCGGCCAUCAUAUGAGUAAUGCAGCCUAGCUACAACAUUGGAUCCGAGCCAAACCACUGACUUGGAAUUGUCCAAGUAUGACUCAUUGUGCCAUUUUUGCCUUACGUUCUGUCAGGUAGCAAUUCUCCGGGGGCACAACAAGACAAAUUUACGAAAGAAGACGUCAAUUGGUUACAGCAACACCACAUAUUUUACGGAGGUAAAAAGUAGAGUAAAGUAGAGCACUAGUAUUUAUCGGUUAUUUCCUCUGAAAUCUAAAUAAAUACGCGUUCUUCAUACUA